AGCGGCUGCCAGGGGGUUUUUUUUCCUCUAGUACUUCGGCAGCUGGAGCGAGAAGGGACCAUUGAGUGACAGGGGAGACAGCACAAAAACGGAUUAAAAUACUAUCCAUCAGAGGUUCAGAGAAGUGAAUCCCUGCGAGCAGUGGGAGACUGAUUGGUAAUGGCUUCGGGAGGAGAGUCCAAAUCUGAUGACUUGUCAACUGCUAUUUUGAAGCAGAAGCAUAGACCCAAUCGACUAAUUGUUGAUGAAGCAAUUAAUGAAGAUAACAGUGUGGUUUCACUCUCUCAGGCAAAGAUGGAUGAAUUGCAGCUUUUCAGAGGUGAUACAGUAUUGCUGAAAGGAAAGAAGAGACGAGAAACAGUUUGUAUUGUUCUAUCAGAUGAUACGUGUUCUGAUGAGAAGGUUCGCAUGAACAGGGUUGUGCGCAACAACCUGAGAGUGAGAUUGGGUGACAUUGUGAGCAUUCAACCAUGCCCAGAUGUAAAGUAUGGCAAACGGAUCCAUGUACUACCCAUUGAUGACACAGUUGAGGGCAUUACUGGAAAUUUAUUUGAAGUUUAUCUCAAACCAUAUUUCCUGGAGGCUUAUCGACCAAUCAGGAAAGGUGAUAUCUUUCUGGUCCGUGGUGGAAUGCGGGCUGUGGAAUUCAAAGUGGUGGAAACUGAUCCAAGCCCAUACUGUAUAGUUGCUCCAGACACAGUCAUUCACUGUGAGGGUGAACCCAUCAAACGAGAGGAUGAGGAAGAAUCUUUAAAUGAAGUUGGUUAUGAUGAUAUUGGUGGAUGCAGAAAGCAGCUUGCUCAGAUCAAAGAGAUGGUGGAGCUGCCUCUCCGUCAUCCUGCCCUUUUCAAAGCAAUUGGUGUCAAGCCACCACGUGGUAUCCUGUUGUAUGGCCCCCCUGGUACUGGCAAGACUCUGAUAGCACGUGCUGUUGCAAAUGAAACUGGCGCGUUUUUCUUCCUUAUCAAUGGACCUGAGAUCAUGAGCAAACUUGCAGGAGAAUCUGAGAGCAAUCUGAGAAAAGCAUUUGAAGAGGCUGAGAAAAAUGCUCCUGCAAUAAUUUUUAUUGAUGAAUUGGAUGCCAUUGCUCCAAAGAGAGAGAAGACUCAUGGCGAAGUGGAACGUCGUAUUGUGUCACAGUUGCUCACUUUGAUGGAUGGUUUGAAACAGCGGGCUCAUGUCAUUGUUAUGGCAGCUACAAAUCGACCAAACAGCAUUGAUCCUGCCCUUAGACGGUUUGGCCGAUUUGACAGAGAAGUGGAUAUUGGCAUUCCUGAUGCUACAGGUCGACUGGAAAUCCUACAGAUUCACACAAAGAACAUGAAGUUGGCAGAUGAUGUAGACCUUGAACAGGUUGCUAAUGAAACUCACGGGCAUGUUGGUGCUGACCUGGCCGCCUUAUGUUCUGAAGCUGCUCUUCAGGCUAUUCGGAAAAAGAUGGAUGUUAUUGAUCUGGAAGAUGAAACCAUUGAUGCUGAAGUUAUGAAUUCACUUGCGGUUACCAUGGAUGAUUUCAGGUGGGCAUUGAGCCAGAGCAAUCCAUCAGCACUACGUGAGACUGUGGUUGAGGUGCCUCAGGUAACGUGGGAUGACAUUGGUGGACUGGAGGAUGUGAAAAGGGAGCUCCAAGAACUUGUACAAUAUCCUGUGGAACAUCCAGACAAAUUUCUGAAAUUUGGCAUGACCCCUUCGAAGGGUGUACUAUUCUAUGGGCCACCUGGCUGUGGUAAAACUUUGCUGGCAAAAGCCAUUGCAAAUGAAUGCCAGGCUAACUUUAUCUCAAUCAAGGGACCAGAGCUGCUUACUAUGUGGUUUGGAGAAUCUGAGGCCAACGUCCGAGAAAUCUUUGAUAAGGCCCGUCAAGCUGCCCCCUGUGUGCUGUUCUUUGAUGAACUUGAUUCCAUUGCUAAGGCUCGUGGUGGCAACAUUGGUGAUGGUGGUGGUGCUGCUGAUCGUGUUAUAAAUCAGAUCCUGACUGAAAUGGAUGGCAUGUCCACCAAAAAGAAUGUCUUUAUCAUUGGUGCAACUAACCGCCCUGAUAUUAUCGAUCCUGCAAUUUUGCGUCCUGGACGCCUUGACCAACUGAUUUACAUUCCACUGCCUGAUGAAAAAUCUCGUGGUGCUAUUUUGAAGGCUAACUUGAGGAAGUCUCCUAUUGCUAAGGCAAUUGACUUGGAGUAUUUGGCUAAGACCACCAAUGGAUUUUCUGGAGCUGAUUUGACUGAAAUCUGUCAGCGAGCCUGUAAACUUGCAAUCAGAGAAUCGAUUGAAAGUGAAAUCAGACGAGAACGUGAAAGACAAGGCAAUCCUUCAGCCAUGGAGGUUGAAGAAGAUGAUCCAGUUCCUGAGAUACGAAAGGACCAUUUUGAGGAAGCUAUGCGCUAUGCACGCCGAUCUGUCAGUGAUAAUGAUAUUCGAAAAUAUGAAAUGUUUGCACAAACACUGCAGCAGAGUCGUGGAUUUGGCAGUUUCAGAUUCCCAUCUAGUAGUCAAGCUGGUGCAGGACCAAGCCAAGGAACUGGAGGAGGAAGUGGUGGAAACAUGUUCAGUGAAGACAAUGAUGAUGAUCUGUAUGGUUAAACAUACAUUGUGGACCAAAUUUUACCAGGCCAAGUUGUACAAUUUCCAUUUCUUGGACUGUUGCUCUUCCCUCACCUCCAAACCUUCCCCACUCCCAUCCCACCCCUUCAGUCCAGUCAGAGAAGCAUGUGCAGCUUUCAAUAAUCUGGUUACAGGGGUUUCUUCUAAUGAACCUAUUCUUGAUGUUGGAUGUGAAGUUAACUGUUAAAUCACUGCAGAGUAGUCAAUGACUACCUUCUGGGAAACUUCUGUUCAAAUUGAUGAAGCAGCUUUUGCAGUGAGUAUAACUGUAGCCUGAAAAAAAAAAUACACAAUGCUUAUGGAACUUCAUUUUUUUUAUUUCAGUAGGUGACAUGAUAAAUGUAUAAGUUUGAAGAGAUGUUAAGGAUCUUAAUAUGAACUGAUAAUAAAAUCUGAAUUGUUGCACCUCUAAUAAGAA
This is a messenger RNA of Hemiscyllium ocellatum (epaulette shark), 3019 nucleotides long. It is a transcript of the gene vcp, whose product is annotated as valosin containing protein. The transcript is spliced from 17 exons. Gene Ontology annotation, molecular function: ATP hydrolysis activity; ATP binding; polyubiquitin modification-dependent protein binding. The record is from RefSeq and is a predicted model, not a curated record. Gene Ontology annotation, biological process: mitotic spindle disassembly; retrograde protein transport, ER to cytosol; autophagosome maturation. NCBI's taxonomy places the organism in Eukaryota, Metazoa, Chordata, Chondrichthyes, Orectolobiformes, Hemiscylliidae. Gene Ontology annotation, cellular component: nucleus; VCP-NPL4-UFD1 AAA ATPase complex; cytosol. Bases 160 to 2580 code for a protein of 806 amino acids.